AGUGAGAAAUGAAGGCCCAAGUAGGAGGUGGCGUGGUUUACGUUGGGCCAGUUCGUAUCAGAAAAUCAGAAAAAAUAAUGAGAAAACGGCGUUGAGUUGAGUUGUGAGAGGAAGAGUGAAGAAGGUGAGAAGCGUCAACGCUGAAUUGUGAAGAUGAAGAGCAUAAACGACGACGGUUCCACGCAAGAUCUCGACCCUCAGAGCGACCACAGCUCCGAUUACUUAACUCACCCAAACUCUAACCCCCAACCUCACCCUCACCCGCGCCGUCCGCGGGGUUUCGCGGCGGCGGCGGCGGUCACUACCAAUUCCGUCGCCAAGGGAAAGAAGGAGAGAGAGAAGGAGAAGGAGCGAACCAAGCUCCGGGAGCGACAUCGCCGGGCCAUCACCAGUCGCAUGCUCGCUGGCCUCCGCCAGUACGGCAAUUUCCCCCUGCCCGCGCGUGCAGACAUGAACGACGUACUCGCCGCGCUCGCGCGUGAGGCUGGUUGGGUUGUUGACGCCGAUGGAACCACCUAUCGCCAGUGUCCCCCUCCCUCUCACAUGGGGUCAUUUGCGGCUAAAUCAGUCGAAAGUCAACUCUCUGGUGGUUCUUUGAGGAAUUGUUCUGUUAAGGAAACGAUUGAGAAUCAGACAUCUGUGCUUAGAAUUGAUGAAUGCUUGUCGCCUGCAUCCAUUGAUUCUGUUGUAAUUGCAGAAAGGGACUCAAAGAACGAGAAAUAUACAAAUGCAAGCCCCAUCAAUACUGUUGACUGCUUGGAGGCUGAUCAGCUUAUGCAAGAUAUUCAUUCUGGGGUGCACGAAAAUGAUUUUACUGGCACACCAUAUGUUCCUGUUUAUGUAAAGCUUCCGGCUGGUAUUAUUAACAAAUUUUGCCAGUUGAUUGAUCCUGAAGGCAUUAAGCAGGAGCUAAUGCAUAUGAAGUCUUUAAAUGUAGAUGGUGUUGUUGUGGAUUGUUGGUGGGGCAUUGUUGAAGGCUGGAGCCCGCAGAAAUAUGUGUGGUCUGGCUAUAGGGAGCUUUUUAACAUCGUUAGAAAAUUCAAACUUAAGUUACAGGUUGUUAUGGCUUUUCAUGAAUGUGGAGGGAAUGAUUCUAGUGAUGCAUUGAUUUCCCUCCCACAAUGGGUUUUGGAUAUUGGAAAAGACAACCAGGAUAUAUUCUUCACAGAUCGUGAAGGACGGAGAAAUACUGAAUGCCUUUCUUGGGGGAUUGACAAAGAACGAGUUCUCAAAGGAAGAACUGGAAUUGAGGUCUAUUUCGAUAUGAUGAGAAGCUUUCGGACAGAGUUUGAUGACCUGUUUGCAGAAGGUCUGAUUUCUGCUGUUGAAGUUGGCCUUGGGGCAUCCGGAGAGCUGAAAUAUCCUUCUUUCUCAGAAAGAAUGGGAUGGAGGUAUCCUGGUAUCGGUGAGUUUCAGUGCUAUGAUAAAUACCUGCAACAUAGUCUGCGGAGAGCAGCCAAAUUACGUGGUCAUUCUUUCUGGGCUAGAGGACCUGAUAAUGCUGGACAUUACAAUUCUAUGCCGCAUGAAACUGGAUUCUUUUGUGAGCGAGGUGAUUAUGACAAUUACUAUGGACGAUUCUUCUUACAUUGGUACUCCCAGACAUUAAUAGACCAUGCAGAUAAUGUUUUGUCUCUUGCAACCCUUGCUUUCGAGGAGACAAAAAUAAUUGUCAAGGUUCCUGCUGUAUACUGGUGGUACAAGACUCCUAGUCAUGCGGCAGAGUUGACAGCAGGAUAUCACAACCCAACAAAUCAGGAUGGGUACUUUCCUGUGUUUGAGGUUUUAAGAAAACAUGCUGUCACCAUGAAAUUCGUCUGCUUAGGGUUUCAUCUUUCCAGCCAGGAAGCUAACGAAUCAUUGAUUGAUCCUGAGGGUCUGAGUUGGCAGGUGUUAAACUCAGCUUGGGAUCGUGGGUUGAUGGCUGGUGGAGAGAAUGCACUCCUCUGCUACGAUAGAGAAGGGUACAAGAGAUUGGUUGACACGGCAAAGCCGAGAAAUGAUCCUGAUCAUCGACAUUUUUCAUUCUUUGUUUACCAGCAACCAUCUUUGCUGCAGGCUAAUGUUUGCUUGUCCGAUUUGGAUUUCUUCGUUAAAUGCAUGCAUGGUGAGAUGACGGAUCUGUAAUGGCUGCAAAUUGUAAAGUUUUAACUGUAGGUCAUUUCGUGGGGGUAAAUGAUCAUCGCAAUGCCAUUUGUAACAAUGUCAUCUACAUAUAAUAAUAUUCGUAGAAUCGUUGCCUACAAGAAGUGGCCUAGUCGUCAAGCAACGCCUAUUUAAGGCAUUCCAACAUAUAAUCUUUCUAACCGAUUAAAAUAGGCAAUUAUAAAAUGUGAUUAUGGAUGGCAAUGUUUGCUAGCGAUAAUAAAAAGCAUUUUAGUCUA
Molecule: messenger RNA, 2384 nt
Organism: Vigna angularis (adzuki bean)
Lineage: Eukaryota; Viridiplantae; Streptophyta; Magnoliopsida; Fabales; Fabaceae
Product: beta-amylase 8
Exons: 10
Coding region: 154-2127 (657 amino acids)
Biological process (GO): polysaccharide catabolic process
Molecular function (GO): beta-amylase activity
Source: RefSeq, a predicted model, not a curated record